UAACGCGGUGCUUGGCUUAGUUGUCCUGUGUGCGCUGUGGUGUGUGGGUGCGCGUGGCGGUGUGCCGAGCGCUGUGUGUGUACGUGUGUGUGUUGUCCUGAGGGCGUGCGUGGAGUUGGAGAAAAGGCGUCAGGAGAAGAUUUGGAGGUGAAGAGGAGUGACCGACGUCUGAUCCAGGGCUUACUGAGGACAGGAGGCCUGCGAGCAGCAGCAGCACCACCACCACCACCAGCACCACCAGCAGCAGCAGCAGCAGCAGCAGCAGUGCCGGGCACAAGGCCAUGGUGAGCCGGCAGCCUCCAGCAGUGCAGGAGGCGGCUCGGCGGGGCCAGCUGGCGGAGGGCGCGGCGGCAUGGCUGUGAGCGGUGGGCGGCGCCCCGGCAUGGAGGGCGGGUGGCGGCGCGGGCGAGGAUGGGGCGUGCUGGCUUGGCCGGUGACGCUGGUGGUGGUGACGGCGAUGCUGUGCCUCACCGCCGCCACCGCCGCCAACAAGCGGCGCAAAACGGCGCUCAUCGAGGGAGACAUCCUGAUCGGCGCACUGUUCAGCGUGCAUGAGCUGCCCAAGCAGAAGACGGCCUCCACCCUCACCUGCGGCGACAUCCGGGAACAGUACGGCAUUCAGCGGGUGGAGGCGGCGUUCCUAGCUAUCGACCAAAUCAACAAGAACACGGACCUGCUGCCCAACAUUCGCCUGGGUGUGGAGAUCCGAGACUCCUGCUGGUACUCCUCCAUCGCCCUGCAGCAGAGUCUGGAGUUCAUCCGUGACGCCCUCUCAGCCCCCUGGGACGCCACGAACACCUCCACCAGAACGGACUCCUGCAAGGUGGCGUCCCCCAAGAAGCACCUGGUGGGGGUGGUGGGCCCAGGAUCCUCAGACGUGACUAUACAGGUACAGAACCUCCUGCAGCUGUUCAGCAUCCCCCAGGUGGGUUACUCCGCCACCUCCAAGGACCUUAGCAUCAAGUCCCACUACUCGUACUUCAUGCGCGUGGUGCCCUCUGACUACUACCAGGCGCAGGUUCUCGUCGACAUCGUACGCUACUACAACUGGACUUACGUAUCCACUGUCUACACUAUUGGUAACUACGGCCAGAGCGGGAUGUCAGCUUUCAAGAAACUGGCCGAAGAAAACAAUGUGUGCCCUGCGAAGGAAGAAUCCGUGAGGAGCGACGCGGACGAGGAGGCUUACGACAGUGUGAUCAGGAGCCUGAUGGAGGACCAGCGCGCCAAAGUAGUGGUGUGUUUCUGCGAGGGCAUGACCAUCACCAACCUGCUGAAGGCCGUCAAGAGAAACACCUCGCCCUCCAGGUUCCUCUUUAUCGGCAGUGACGGGUGGGCGGAUCGGUCUGACGUGGUCUCUGCGGGACUGGAGUCGGUGGCGGAGGGAGGCCUGACCGUCAAGAUUCAGAGCCCACACGUACACGAGUUCGACGACUACUACUUCAGCCUGCACCCUGACACCAACACACGUAAUCCCUGGUUCAAAGAGUUCUGGCAGCACCGAUUCAACUGCUCCCUGUCAGACGGCGAGGAGGGCGGGGAGAAAUUGUGUACUAAGAACGAGUCGCUGGCAGAAAACUACAAACAGGACACGAAGAUGGCGUUUGUGAUGAAGGCGAUCUACACAAUGGCGUGGGGCCUUCACAACAUGCAGAGGGCACUGUGUAAGCCUGGGGAGGGACUGUGCAAGGCCAUGCUGCCCAUCAACGGUUCCAUCUACAGGGACUACCUCAUGAACGUCACCUUCACCUACCACGACGAGACUGUCACCUUCGACUCAAGCGGGGACCCUCCUGGCAGGUACAACAUCAUGAACUACCAGAGGGGAGACGACAACACCUAUAAGUAUGAGCUGGUGGGGAGCUGGGACAACGGCACGUUUGACCUGAGGGAGGCGGACAUUAAAUUUAAAAACCCUGAAAACAAGCCUCCGGUCUCCGUCUGUUCCGAUCCCUGCCGCUACAAUGAGUACAAGAGCAGCAGCGGUGAGGGCACGAAGGCCUGUUGCUGGGUGUGCACUGCCUGCGGAAGCAACCAGUACCUGAAGAACGAGACUGCGUGCGAGAACUGUGAGCCGGGAUACAGACCUAACGCUAACAUGACGGGGUGUGACGCCAUCCCCGUGCGGCACCUCACCUGGGACGCCCCUGAGUCUAUCGCAGCCCUCACCCUGGCGUCCCUCGGGUUCCUGGCCACCUGCUUCACCAUGUCUGUGUUCAUUAAGUACAACCACACGCCCGUUGUCAAGGCCUCCACACGCGAGCUUUCCUAUAUAAUCUUCGUGGGCAUGAUGGUCUCCUACUGCGCCACACUCCCCCUGCUGGCGCCCCCCUCCCCCUUCAGCUGCGCCGCCUCCAGGAUACUGCCGGGCCUCUCCUUCGCCAUGAUCUACGCCGCGCUGGUCACCAAGACUAACCGCAUCGCCAGGAUACUUGCGGGAAACAAGAAGAUCACCAUGCGCAAGCCUCGGUUUAUGUCAGCUACUGCGCAGGUGGUGAUCACGUGCGGGCUAAUUGGCAUCGAGCUGGGCAUCAUCAUCGCCAUGCUCAUUCUGGACGUGCCCGACAGCCGCCACGACUACUCCAAGUCCGAUGAGAUUAUGGCUCAGGUGAAUCUCGUCUGCAACACCUCGGACCGGGCAAUCAUCGCACCGCUCGCCUGGGACUUCUUCCUUAUCCUGAUGUGCACCGUGUACGCCGUCAAGACCAGGAACCUGCCGGAGAACUUCAACGAGGCUAAGUUCAUCGGGUUCUCCAUGUACACCACAUGCGUCAUCUGGCUGGCCUGGUUCCCCAUCUACUUCGGCAGUACACACAAGAUCAUCUGUAUGAGUAUGUGCACGUCACUCAGCGCUCUCGUCACCCUCGUGCUGCUCUUCUUCCCCAAGCUGUACAUUAUCCUCUUCAGGCCAGAGAAGAACGACAGGUCAGCCUUCAAGACAGCCAAGACGGUUCGCUGCCACAUCGGUUCCUCCAACAAGACCAGCCUCUCGCGACCUUCAGACCCCACCCCCAGCGCUGCCGUGGAGAGCAUGUACGUGGGGUCUGCCAUGCUGGGUCUCAUGCCGCAGCAGCUCAGCCUUAUGCAACGGCUGAAGACAUCCAUCGGAGCUGUGCCCUUCCUGCCCUCCAUCGCUGCUGUCAACCCGAGAACGGCAUUGAAGCGGGAGAUCAGCGUGUGGAGUGACGCCAGCGGCAGCGGCGGCGGAGGGGGAGGUGCCGCCGCCACCACUGCCAGGGACGCCAUGCUGCGGAGGGCGUACGGCUCCCAGCUGGAUCUGACAGCGGAGGCGUGGUACGGGGCGGUGCGUGAGGAGCGGGCCUGCCAGACCACGGACGAGCUGCUGGACCCGCUCAUCCCUCGGCUGCGGCGGCGGGUGGUGCGCGCCGUGCGGGAACACAAGCUGGACGCCGCAGAGGGACGAGAGUUCUUCUCCCUCACUCACGGCUGGAUGUCCUCCCAAGCUGAAGCUGCCCGCAAUGAGAUGAGGCGCGGGGACACUGACUCAGACAAAGUUGCCGCCGCCGCCGCUGCUGUCUCCACCACCACCGCCACCGCCACCAGCAAUACCACCACCUCCCCCUCCACCAGUGUCCCCACCACCACCACUACCUCCUCCACCACAACCGCCAUCACUACGAGUACCACCAACACCACUGCCACCGACACCACCAUCCCCCCACAAUCCACUGCCACCACCACAACCACCACCAUUCCCGCCGAACACCACACUGCUGCCACCACCAUCAGUACCACUGUCUUCACCACUGCCUCUGACACUAUUUCCACCACCACCACCACUACCACCACCACUGCUGCUGUUGCUGCUGCUGCUGCGUCUUCUGUCUCGACCUCGACCUCCACCACCACCACCACCACACAGAGGGAGCAGCAGGACACCACCACCACAACCACCGCAGACACCAUGACAGACCACCACACGCACACCAACAUCUCACAACCUGAAAUCACCACCACCACCACCACUUCCAGCAGCCAGCAGGCCAGCGAGGCAAGCCGCUGCCCGGCCAGCAGCACACCCCCGCCCCCCGCCACCAGGCAGACAGUCACCACUAGCACGACCCUGGUCGGGAGUCAGAUGGCGGGUACGGGCAGCAGAGCAAGUGAGGCCAGCGAAGCCGAGGAGCGGUGCCAGGCUGAGGGUCGUGUUACCUUGACGGCAGUGGGAGGGCAGCACGGCGAGGCGGCCGCCAGGUGCCAGGGGGCGGCAGACGGGACACGGGCAGGGGCGAGGGAGGGAGACUGGAAGGGGGAGGGUGCGUCACACCACACACACGAGGACUGCCCUGGACAACCUGGCCACUGCCCCCAGGGACAGGAGCCGGAUGGGUGGUUCGUGCAGCAGUGUUCUUUUGGCUCCUCAGAGUGCCCGGAGCCCCGCGGCCUUGGCCUGGUGGGCUACGGCUCGCCUCUGUCGUGUGUGGAUAACGGCGCGCCGGGGUGGGUGACGUCGCCCGAGUCGCCCGCCGCCCACUCACCUCUGGGCGAGGCAGUGGCGGAGGGAGCUGCGUGGGGCAGCGGAGAAGACUACGAGAAGCUCCUGCUGGAGGCCAAGCCAAAAGGGGCACGGCGUGUGGAGGUGCUGGGACGGCGAGAGGCGCGCCACCGCCGCCGCAAGGUGGGCGUGGCGGCGCGGGUGGCGGACGUACGCGGCAUUCUUCGAUGCGUCGCCUUCCCCAGGACGGAGCGGCCUGCCAGGGUGUCCUUCGACAUGCCCGAGCUGCCCCAUGCGGCUGGCCCGCCGCGUCCUCCCUGGCCGCGGCGGCCAGGCGGUAGCCACGGCCAGCAGGACGCGCCCUUCAGAAUCCUGGAAGAAAGUGACGCCGAGGCUUCCGACAGCUGCGAGAUGAAGACCAUCACCAUCAGGCUGGGCGACACCACCGAGGGGAGCGGCGACAGUGGCACGGAGGGAAGCACCAAUGGCGGCAGCGGCGCUGGAGGCCUUAUCAACUGGCGGCCUCGGCCGGGCAAGAAUCACCAGGCACUGGCGAGCCUCCCCGAUCAGGAGCUCCCCGCGGCGCGCCCUGCCCCGCAGCCCUCAGAGCUGGUCAUUCUGGACCUCCUGCACGACUCGCGCCUCAAGGAGCAGGGCUCGCCGCCCUCCUCACCCCCAGCCACCGCGGGUCACGACCCCUACCGCCCCGCCGAACCUUCCCUGGACCACAUCAUCAUCCCCCCUCCAAGACAGUACACCCCCGCAGACUCCCCUCAUCACCUCCACCACAACCACCUCCACAAAGAACCCGCCGCCACCACCCCUACCAUCUCCUCAUCCUCCUCCCCCUCCUCCAGCGGCAGUCCCCGCGGCGAGGCGACCAUUGUGGAAGCGAAUCACCGUCACCAUAACCAUCACUACCACCACCACCACCACCACUCACCCCCAUCACCGCACGCCCCCAUCCCCCCUCACUCCCUACAGGCGACCACCGCCACCACUACUACCACCACCAUUACCAUCCCCACCCAGAUCCCCGAGCACGAGGCACACGCGGACCCUGAAGCGCCGCCCCGCCACGACACCGACGACGACACGGACGACGGCAGCACGACGCCCAUCGAGGAGUUUUUCCUGAACCACGGCGUGCGCUUUGACGCCACCUCGGCCCGCUCUAAGAAACUAGAGAGAGAGAGAGAGAGAGAGAGAGAGAGAGAGAGAGAGAGAGAGACUUUCAUACACGAGUCAGGGACCAUAUUCUCAAAAACACCUCGGGCGUCUCAUCUUGACUACUUUCAACAGGCUCUAGUGGAUGUGACUGGGAUUUUCAAGACUGCUUUCAUAAUUCUAGAGAUAUUUUAGACCCCCACACCAUCGAUGACUAAGACACCACCCAUGAGAACCCGACUAACCAUCCCUGCCACCUUUGAGAAGAGUCCCGAUGAGAGAACACAGCGUCGCGAAACACAAGCCCUGGAGAGUCUAGUCACGCGUCACUAGUCCCUUGGUAGGUGCCUCCCUCCCUCCCCCCCUAACCUCCACAGGGCUUGACCAAACACCCCGCCAGCCCGUCACCCCAACUUCGUCCCCCGCCCCCCAACACACAUAUAAGUACAUUCUAUCAAGCAGUAUUUUACCGGUGUUCUACUAUGUAUAUAUUGAGUGUUACAUGUAUGUACUACUAUUACUAUUACUACUUAAACAUUUCUACUUUUAUUAACUCUUAAGUAAUACCAAUCAAAAUGUAGGAAUAUUGUGUACAUUUAUAGGAAAAUCGAAUACUGUGCAAUCACACACACACACACACACACACACACACACACACACACAACGUUAGUUCUACAAGUCUGUAAGUACAGUAAUCCCCAGUGAUGUGCUCGUGCCCCUUACUUCCCCUCCCCAACAUUCCCCACCCCACCACACUCCCCCCCCCAGCCUUCCCUAAUCCCUCCCCUCCCCUUCUCCACCACCAUAUCCGGUUACCUCCUUUCCUCCAUUGCUCCUUAUCUUUCCAUUCUCCCCAUCCUACCUCCAUACCUCCUUUCAUCCCUCCACCCCUCCUCUUUCCCAUUUCCCUCAUCAUAUUCUUGUUUCCUCCCUCCCCAUCUGCUCAUCCUGCUCAUUCCCCCCUUCUCUAUUUCUUCCAUCCCUUCUUCCGUCUUCAAAUUGCUCCCUAACUUUCUUUUCUCCGUAUUCUUUCCUUCUUUCCUCCCCCUCCACCUGUUCGCUCUUUCUCCAUCCGCACCUACCUCCCAGCUUUCCUCUCCUCCACCAUACCUCUUGUUCCCUCCAUUCCCGACCUCCUCACUCUUCCUUACUCAUACUCUCUCACUCGUUAGCUCCCCCUUCUUUCCCUCACUCAACUAAUUCCACUCCUUCUAUCGCAUCUCUCUUUCUUUUUUCUGCUCUUUUCCAAACGCACUCUAUUCCUACCUAUCCUUCCCUUCAUUCUCUCCCAACCUGGUUACUCCCUCCAUCAUCUUCCCCACCUCCUCUCACCUCCCCUCCAUCUCCCCACCUCCCCCUCCUCUCCCCGCGUAAGUACCUACUUCGUGUUACUAAGAUGAACGAGAAUUUUCAAUCAAUAAACUCUAUUUCGUC
Scylla paramamosain (green mud crab) is the source of this 7057-nucleotide messenger RNA. RefSeq lists its product as uncharacterized. Lineage: Eukaryota; Metazoa; Arthropoda; Malacostraca; Decapoda; Portunidae. The record is from RefSeq and is a predicted model, not a curated record. Gene Ontology annotation, biological process: G protein-coupled glutamate receptor signaling pathway; regulation of synaptic transmission, glutamatergic. Gene Ontology annotation, molecular function: G protein-coupled receptor activity involved in regulation of postsynaptic membrane potential; adenylate cyclase inhibiting G protein-coupled glutamate receptor activity. Gene Ontology annotation, cellular component: plasma membrane; postsynaptic density membrane.